Molecule: messenger RNA, 2946 nt
Organism: Porites lobata
Lineage: Eukaryota; Metazoa; Cnidaria; Anthozoa; Scleractinia; Poritidae
Source: the annotation of a GenBank genome assembly
AUGACCUAUAAAGUGGCCCACAAGCAGUGUGACAAAUUUAUGUAUUCGUUGGAAAAAGGUAAAAAUUACUAAGAGAAAAGCCGAACACCAAACAUCCUUGCAUCAAGGAAAUUGCAAAUCCACCUAAACUGAGCACCAACUGCAUUAAGAACUUAUGGUAACACAUAUUGUUUUUUGCUGAUGCAGCCCAGCGAUUAGCAAGCAAGUUUAUGGUUUUAUGGUUCAAUUAUAUUUUGAUGGUUGCCAUAGCAACAUCUAAACUGGCAACAAAUUUCCAUGAAAGUGUGAGUCUCUUUAACCACUGUUCAAUUUUUUAAUGAAAAACUUUCAGUGGCAAAUUUGACGGGAAAAAAAUUUCGGUGUGGCUAGAUUGAGAAUCAAUACCGGGGUGUAGUCUUGACCACUUUAUUAAUGCAACGAAGUAUUCAAAUUCAAAUAGCAACAACCGUAAUCCUAAAUAGAAGCUAAUUGGUUCGAGCCAGUCGUUAACUCUAAUCAGUAUUGCCAGUGCUUCACUCUGAUCAAUUUUGUAAGAAUCCCGUAUGAAUAGCAAAUACAAGUCGACGUACCGGUCCCGUAUGAAUAGCCACUAAGUUUCUUUUUAUAGACCAGACAUUUGGAGAUUACUUACACAUUACAAAAGCUUGUCCAUAACCCAUUUACCUCAUGUACAUCUCUUGUUAAUUUGCAGGGGUUUGCCACACGAUUUGUCCUUUUUUCAGCCAUCGAGAAUGGGGGGAAUUUCACUGAAAACCAGAUUGACCAGCUGCGGAGACUUGGGGGUUGGUCUCCAAGAUCGGCAAUUGUCCACCUGUAUGUCAAAAGAAUUAUCGAAGAAUAUACUGACGUGGCCUCUCUUCUCACUCCAGGUAUCUCCAUGUUAGUGUUUCACUGUAUAUGGAGGCGUUUGCUAACGUAGCAGAGGACGUGAGCUAGUUGAUUCAACCUGCUGGACAAAUAAUGGACGUUAGGUGGACAUUCUUAGUUACAUCACUUUAACAACCCAUUUCAGUAACAGACUAUCGUGCCAUAAAAAGAAAGCACACUCAGAUUGGUCAAAUGUGCCAUAACUAUUUUUAUCAUCGCUGCACGUUAUGAUCCAGUGCCACCACAUAUCCACUACCUGUUAACAAAUUAAUAUUGCCUUGUGGGGUCGCCUGCUGUAGACACAAAGUAUGGGACAAAAGCCUAUAGAGCUUUCACGCUUGACAAGUGAUCCAGACAACCGUCCAUGGGGUUCAACAAUUACUUCCCUCCAAACCAUUCAGAUGCUUUAGACAUUUCACUAUAUUCAAACUCUCUUGGUGUUUGGUGACAUUUUUGUUUGGGGACAGCAACAUUGAAUUCCUGAUUAAUCUCUCAUAUACUUUUGCAGCCUAUUCUAGGAUUGCAAAUAGCUUCAUUUCAUAGGACAUAAAACGCAGUUCACUUUCAAUUUGCAUCAGAGUUGAUGUUUCAGUGCCUUGACAACAGUGUUACAUCUCUUAAACUAUGUACCUUUUCUUCUAGGACUAAGAACACCAUCGGAGAGGGAGGAGAGGCUGAAGCAGAUCCCAGCUGCCUAUAACUACAGACUUCAGCCUCCCUUGAAGAACAUCACCACACAAAGGGAGGCUGAAGAGCUGUACCCAGCUGAGUACCUGGCCUUCUUGGAAGCCUACGAGCCACUGAAGAAGGCAAAGGGUAAAUACAAAUUUUCUGAAAACAUUACAUCAUUCUAGCUUAGCUGGUAAUUCUGAUUGGCAGGGGGACGUUUGUAUGAGUGUAUUGUAAAAAGUAUUGCUGUACACAUGCUAAUCACACAAACAAGAUCAAAUUUUGUAAACGGUUUACCAUAUAGUUACCUCGCUCAUUUCCUAGUCAGAAGAAAAUUGAGAAAUCUUUAGAAACAGGCUAUAUCAUAUUUUCUUGUCAACAUUGUAUCAGGAAAAACCAAAACUUGGGAAACAUCUUUUGGCCAAAACAAAAACUGAGCAAGCAUACAAAACUUUUAUGCACAACACUUGGCAGCUGGUUACAAUUUCUCUUUAAAUCAUUGCCAUAAAUAAUAUAAUAAAGAGUUUUCCCUUUUCUCUCUCUAAAAAAUGCGUUCUGUAAAAGGAAAAACCAAAAGAAACCUUUUUCCACUGUGUAUGCAUACUCUGAUGUGAAACCCUUAAAGGGUUGGGAGAAUUCUCAAUAGCUAUGCAAACCCCAUUUAAUUCUCCCUCUCAUGAUAAUAUCAGUUAACUGCUUUGUAGUAAUCUGUCCAUUUUGUUUCAUAGAAGAAAAUCCCCCAAACCAGCGCAGAAUUGCGAAACUCAAAGAAACGGGGACACAAGCCUUCUGCAGGGAAAGAAACCUGAAGAAUCAUGAGGAGAGGAGACUAAAGCCGCCAACUCCUCCAAAACCAGUAAGUUAUUCUGUCCGAGUCUUGCUACAGUUUGAAGUAAAAUUGGCCAUAGGGAGGAGGGGGGAAUUGGCAAAUUAAUGUCAUGAUGUUGAUUUGGAAUCGAUGGGGGUUGAUAACUUUGCUGUUAUCUUACUCUUAAAUUACAGAAAACGACGAGGACACUAGAUAUUCUGGCCAUGUUGUCAGAAUGGGCAGAUGAAAUACCCCUAGAUGUGGUACACCUGGGCAUCAGGUCCAGGUGGGUGGCACCGGGACCACACGGGGUUUACCCUGUCCAGUUCCAGUGCCCGUUCGUUGGCUGUGAGGCCACCUUCUUGAAUGCCUCGGACUGUGACAGGCAUGACACAGUCCAGAAACAUCCCAAAAAGAGGCAGGGGGAUGCCAAGAACUGGCUCUGUCGAGGUAGGCACACAAGAGUACUGUACAAAAAAGAAGGAAAUGAGAUGGUCAUUUUACUGACAAUGGGAGUGAUAAUAUGUGACAAGCCAUUUACUUUCAAAACAAUCCAUAACUCUGGACAGCUAGAAGUUUGCUGCAUUUAUGCAAUUGUCUGA